AUGGACGAAGUGGUUCCUGGUCUCUGGGUGGGCGGGGUGCGCGCCGCCAUGGACGUAAGCUACCUCUCUCACGCCGGGAUCACACACAUCAUUACAUGCAUGAAGCAACAGAUCCCUGUGCCGCCACGGCUCGAAGAUGGACGCACCAUCACGCGCGCCGAGAUGAAGCACGUUCGGAUCGAUGACGACGAAAAGGCGCCGAUCUUGGUGCACUUUGCUGGGUGCAACGAGUGGAUCGCGCGUCAGUUGCAAGAAGAGUGGAUCGCCGACUCGGAUACCCACUCACAAGUCGGUCAGGAUGACGACCAUGUGGAGCUAGUCGCGCAGCUGGUUCAGGGACGACAGAAGCGUGGUGGGCGGUGGGGUAGCUGGCAGACGACGGGAGCGGGUACGGUUCUGGUGCACUGCCAAGCGGGAUGCUCGCGUUCGGUCGCCAUCGUCGCCGCCUACCUGAUGCACACGCGUCGCAUCUCGGCGGUCACGGCGAUCGACAUGAUCCAACGACGUCGAAGCGACGCCGAACCCAACCGUGGCUUUGUAGCGCAACUGGAGCUGUACGAGCAAGUGGGCUUUGAGAUCGACAUGAAAUACCAGGCGGUGCGUCGAUUUCUGAUGAGCAAGACCGAUAUCCUGAACGGCGACAGUAUGGACGAUAUGCUGCUCAGCUAUUAUCCCAGUCCGUAUCCAAGCCCAGCGUUGAAUGCGAGCGGCAUCAAGGAACUCGCCACCAUUCGCCAGGAGGACGACGACAACGAUGCAGUAGCAGCAGUGCCCAAGAGCUGCCAUAAUGCAAAUCAGAAUCAAAGUCAACAUCAAAAUCCAAAUCCGAAUUCAAAUUCAAACUCAACUGCGCUGCUAAACGAAAAUUCAGCUUUGGCCAAACACAAACCACUUUUACCUUGUCGAAGCGCCUCUUGCUGCUCCACCUCUUGCCACUCUUGCACCACCGUCAACACCCAACGCAUUGGCGACGUUUGCUCGACCAGGCUUGCACCGUCGGCUGUAGACCAAGUAGAUCGAUACGCAGCUUCGGAUCGGGUCGAAUCGCUGUGCAACAUGUCGAACGCGAGCAGCAACAGCAACAGCAACAGCAACAGCAACAGCAACAGCAACAGCAACAGCAACAGCAACAGCAACAGCAACAGCAACAGCAACAGCAACAGCAACAGCAACAGCAGCUCGACGACCGAAGUCAAGGUGACGGCGAAUUCUUCCGGUCGUCUGCCCGGUGGAGUGGACCAUGUGAGGGGUCACGAAGGCGUUUUGAACCGAGGCUCGUUAGCGCAACCCAAGUUUUCAGGGCCCAAGUUGCGGUGCAAGGCGUGCAGGCGCGAGUUAGCAGCGUUGGAUCAUGUGGUCAUCCACGAACCGGGCAAAGGGCAGAUGGCAUUUGAGCAUAGAAAACGGGAUGUCGGGUAUGCGGGGCCAAGCGUGGUGACCAACGGUGCUGAUGCAAGCGAUUCGAGUGUUGACAGAGCCAUGCAGCCGCCACGUUCGAAUCCAACUGCGGAUGUGCGGAUGGCCAGUGUGGAGCGUGAAUCGGGCUCAGCAGCAGCUUCAACGUCGACAGUGUCGAGUAGACCCAAGAUACAAUCGGGUGCAUCGUUGGCAUUGCAGCUUGCACCGCAUCUCGCCGCUCUGCGUGGAGCACGUCCGCGAGCCGUCGGCGAUUGCGCGCCUGAAAGCACGCGCGCGCAACAAGGCACCGCGCACUCUGCAUCAACGACUUCCUUGAAACCUGGCAUGCUAAUCCACGCGUCGUGUUCGUCGUACUUUGUCGAGCCGAUGGAGUGGAUGUCGUCGCUCAGCAGCGGCCAGGUCACAGGCCGUCUCGAUUGUCCCUCGCCCAAAUGCGGCGCCAAACUCGGCAGCUGGGAUUGGGCAGGCAUCCAGUGCGCAUGUGGCGCCUGGGUCACCCCCGCUUUCUCGCUCCAUCGCAGCAAGGUCGACCAGGUCUAG
Molecule: messenger RNA, 1959 nt
Organism: Mycosarcoma maydis (corn smut)
Lineage: Eukaryota; Fungi; Basidiomycota; Ustilaginomycetes; Ustilaginales
Exons: 1
Coding region: 1-1959 (652 amino acids)
Biological process (GO): protein dephosphorylation
Cellular component (GO): nucleus
Molecular function (GO): protein tyrosine/serine/threonine phosphatase activity
Source: RefSeq, a predicted model, not a curated record